AUGGCCCUGGAGGACAUCAACGAGCGCCGCGACAUCCUGCCCGACUACGAGCUCCGCCUCAUCCACUACGACAGCAAGUGUGACCCUGGCCAGGCCACCAAGCUCCUCUACGAGCUGCUCUACAACCUCCCGUUCAAGAUCAUCCUCAUGCCCGGCUGCUCCAGCGUCUCCACCCUGGUGGCCGAGGCCGCCCGGAUCUGGAACGUCACCGUGCUUUCCUACGGCUCCAGCUCGCCGGCGCUCUCCAACCGCCAGCGCUUCCCGACGUUUUUCCGCACGCACCCGUCGGCCACGCUGCACAACCCCACGCGCGUCCAGCUCUUCAAGAAGUGGGGCUGGACCAAGAUCGCCACCAUCCAGCAGACCGAGGAGGUCUUCACCUCGACCCUGGAUGACCUCGACCGGCGGGUGAAGGAGGCCGGGCUGGAGAUCACCUUCCGCCAGAGCUUCUUCUCUGACCCCUCCGCGUCCGUCCGCAACCUCAAGCGCCAGGACGCCCGGAUCAUCGUGGGGCUCUUCUACGAGACGGUGGCGAGGAAGGUCUUCUGUGAGGUCUACAAGGAGAAGCUCUACGGCAAGAAGUACGUCUGGUUCCUGAUUGGCUGGUACGCCAACAAAUGGUUCCGCACGCCGGACCCUUCCAUCAACUGCACCGAGGCCGAGAUGGCCGAGGCCGUCGAAGGUCACAUCACCACCGAGAUCGUCAUGCUCAACCCCGAGAACACGCGCAGCAUCUCCAACAUGACAUCCCAAGAAUUCAUCGACAAGCUGGAGAAGAGGCUGGGCAACAACCCCAAGGAGACCGGUGGCUACCAGGAGGCGCCGUUGGCCUACGACGCCAUCUGGGCCUUGGCCUUGGCGCUCAACAAGACAGCCCAAGAGUUGGCCAAGCAAGGGGUGGGGCUGGAUGAGUUCAACUACAACAACAAGACCAUAACGGACGAGAUCUACCGGGCCCUCAACUCCUCGGCCUUCGAGGGCGUCUCGGGCCACGUCGUGUUCGACGCCAGCGGCUCCCGCAUGGCCUGGACCCUCAUCGAGCAGCUCCAAGGUGGGGAGUACCAGAAGAUCGGUUACUACGACAGCACCAAGGACAACCUGUCCUGGUACAACAACGACAAAUGGAUCGGGGGGUCCCCCCCGGCCGAUUACACCAAGGUGAUCACGACCUUCCGCUUCCUGUCCCAAAAAUUGUUCAUUUCUGUCGCGGUGUUGGCGUCGCUGGGCAUCGUCCUGGCCGUGGUUUGUUUGGCCUUCAACAUCUACAACGGGCACGUCAGGUACAUCCAGAAUUCCCAGCCCUACCUGAACAACAUGACGGCCGUCGGUUGUACCCUGGCGCUCGCCGCCGUCUUCCCACUGGGGCUCGACGGGUACCACAUCGGGCCGGGGCUGUUCCCCUUCGUCUGCCAGGCGCGGCUGUGGCUGUUGGGGCUGGGCUUCAGCCUGGCCUACGGCAGCAUGUUCACCAAGAUCUGGUGGGUGCACACCGUCUUCACCAAGAAGGAUGACAAGAAAGACAAGCGGAAGAAUUCCCUGCAGAGCCUGGAGCCCUGGAAGCUCUACGCCACCGUGGGGGGCCUGGUGGCCUUCGACGUCGUCACGCUGAGCGUGUGGCAGAUCGUGGACCCCCUGCACCGCACCAUCGAGGAAUUCACCAAGGAGGAGCCCAAGUCGGACAUGGACGUGUCCAUCCUGCCCCAGCUCGAGCACUGCAGCUCCACCAAGAUGAACACCUGGCUCG
Messenger RNA from Onychostruthus taczanowskii (white-rumped snowfinch), 1744 nucleotides. It is a transcript of the gene GABBR1, whose product is annotated as gamma-aminobutyric acid type B receptor subunit 1. The transcript is spliced from 14 exons. The record is from RefSeq and is a predicted model, not a curated record. The annotation marks the transcript as partial. Gene Ontology annotation, molecular function: G protein-coupled GABA receptor activity. Lineage: Eukaryota; Metazoa; Chordata; Aves; Passeriformes; Passeridae. Gene Ontology annotation, biological process: gamma-aminobutyric acid signaling pathway; G protein-coupled receptor signaling pathway. Gene Ontology annotation, cellular component: G protein-coupled receptor heterodimeric complex; membrane.